CACUGCCAUGCAUUCAUAUCCAACAUGUCAACAACACAUGUGUUUGGUGUGGCUAAAACGCGGUAUCUGUUGAUUGCAGAAAAAUAGAACCAAUUCUUCGUUUAAAAACUAUAAAGUUGUGAUAUUUUUGAUUGUAAAAAAACAUGAAGCGAACCGGAAGUAAAGUUCUUUCACCAAAAAAGAAACAGCGCAGUGAAAUUGAAUCGGAGGAAGAGGAAGAUCGCCUAUCCCAGAGCGGAUCUGAACAAGAUGCAGGAGAUGACGAUUCAGCAGAUCAAAGCGAAGAUGAGAUGCAUGCAAUCGAUGAGGAACAGGACUUUGAACAGGAUCCCGAUGAGGAAGAGGAUGCUGAAGAAUCGGACGAUGAACAGCAAGAAACAGACGAGGACGACAAUGAUGAAAAUGAAGAGGGCAGUGAGCAGAACAAAGGUGGUAAUGAAGAUAAUGAUACUCAAAAACAUACACCAUCCAAAAAACAAACUAUUGUCCGGGGCAAGGAGCAUCGUGUGACUCCUUUACUAAAGCAAAAGAAGAAAAAGGCUGGGGUCAUAUACAUCUCCUCCAUUCCGAAACACAUGAAUGUUACUAUCCUCCGAUCGUUGCUCGAACCAUUUGGCGAAAUCGGACGCAUUUACCUGCAGCCCACUCUAAAAGGUGGCAAGCCGAAAUUGAAAACUGCGCAGGGCAAACGAGCUAUGAUACAGUACACCGAGGGUUGGGUAGAGUUCCUUCAUAAACGGGCCGCAAAAGCAGUCGUACCGUUGUUAAAUAUGCAACCGAUCACCAACAAGAAAAAAUCAGUCUUUCGUGACAUACUGUGGAGCAUGAAGUAUUUGUCAGGAUUUAAGUGGAUCCACUUAAACGAACGGUUAGCGUAUGAACGGGCGGUCGCCAAAGAGAAGAUGCGUGAACAGAUUCAACAGAUUCGGAAGGAAGUUUCGUACCACGAAACCAAAGUGCAUCAUAAAGAGAUGGCAAUCAAGAAUGCCGCUAGAGAAAAGAAGGAAAAUAGAUCGAAGAAUAAUAAAAUAUAAUGCUUCUUAUAAAAUUGA
Molecule: messenger RNA, 1052 nt
Organism: Anopheles funestus (African malaria mosquito)
Lineage: Eukaryota; Metazoa; Arthropoda; Insecta; Diptera; Culicidae
Exons: 2
Coding region: 144-1034 (296 amino acids)
Biological process (GO): endonucleolytic cleavage to generate mature 5'-end of SSU-rRNA from (SSU-rRNA, 5.8S rRNA, LSU-rRNA); endonucleolytic cleavage in 5'-ETS of tricistronic rRNA transcript (SSU-rRNA, 5.8S rRNA, LSU-rRNA); endonucleolytic cleavage in ITS1 to separate SSU-rRNA from 5.8S rRNA and LSU-rRNA from tricistronic rRNA transcript (SSU-rRNA, 5.8S rRNA, LSU-rRNA)
Cellular component (GO): nucleolus
Molecular function (GO): RNA binding
Source: RefSeq, a predicted model, not a curated record